Messenger RNA from Phanerochaete carnosa HHB-10118-sp, 522 nucleotides. RefSeq lists its product as uncharacterized. NCBI's taxonomy places the organism in Eukaryota, Fungi, Basidiomycota, Agaricomycetes, Polyporales, Phanerochaetaceae. The transcript has a single exon. The record is from RefSeq and is a predicted model, not a curated record. Bases 1 to 522 code for a protein of 173 amino acids.
AUGUUUGACAUCCAUGGUGGUGUUCAUAUCCUGCAAUUCUUGUCUUGGCAACUACAUGACACAGAUCUCGAACUACUCUGUGACGCUUGCCUCACCAGCCUUGGCUUCUGGUCCCCGGCAUGCUAUGAAGAGUUCAUAGCGAUGCUGCCAGUUUUGCCAAAUCAUGUGGAGGAUACCAUUUUCCGGUAUGAGUCGCUCUGUGUUCUUGCUGCUCUUCAAUGGGCAGUCUCUCUUCAUUGCCGCCCACAGCACCUGGCUAUCGACACCAACAACUUGAACACCGUUCAGAUUUUUGAUUCUUUCAAGGCUUCUGCAUCUUACAACAGCACUCUACAUGUGGCUUCUGUGAUCUUAAUUGAGUUAGGCAUUGAUCUGCAUGUUUGGCACAUUUUCGGGGCUGAGAACGUGGUUGCAGAUGCGUUAUCUCCUGGCAUGCUUCCUGUUGCCCAGUUCUAUGCUCUGGGUCUGCACAUCUCUCCAUUUUCACCCCUGCAGCUCACGUCGGGGUCACCCAAAAAAUGA